Jaculus jaculus (lesser Egyptian jerboa) is the source of this 933-nucleotide messenger RNA. RefSeq names its product proteasome 20S subunit beta 10 (gene Psmb10). NCBI's taxonomy places the organism in Eukaryota, Metazoa, Chordata, Mammalia, Rodentia, Dipodidae. Gene Ontology annotation, cellular component: proteasome core complex. The transcript is spliced from 8 exons. Gene Ontology annotation, molecular function: threonine-type endopeptidase activity. Bases 72 to 893 code for a protein of 273 amino acids. The record is from RefSeq and is a predicted model, not a curated record.
GCUCCCAGGGCCCACUCCUCUGACCCACCCAUCCACCCCCAGAUUCCUACUCGCCCUCUCUGCACCCGGAGAUGCUGAAGCGGGCGCUGGAGCCCACAAGGGGCUUCUGCUUCGAGAAUUGCCAGAGAAACGAAACCUUAGAACGCGUCCUCCCUGGACUCCGGGUCCCUCCUGCACGCAAGACCGGGACCACCGUCGCUGGACUCGUGUUCCGAGACGGAGUCAUCCUGGGUGCGGACACGCGGGCCACCGACGAUUCCGUCGUGGCGGACAAGAGCUGCGAGAAGAUUCACUUCAUCGCCCCCAAAAUCUACUGCUGCGGGGCUGGAGUAGCCGCGGACGCCCAGAUGACCACGCGGAUGGCAGCGUCCAACACGGAGCUACACGCGCUGUCCACGGGCCGCGAGCCUCGGGUGGCCGCGGUCACUCGGGUCCUGCGCCAGACGCUCUUCCGGUAUCGGGGCCACGUGGGCGCAUCCCUGAUCGUGGGCGGCGUUGACCUGACAGGACCACAGCUCUAUGGCCUGCAUCCCCACGGCUCCUAUAGUCGUCUGCCCUUCACGGCCCUGGGCUCAGGACAGGACGCGGCCCUGGCACUGCUGGAGGACAGGUUCCAGCCAAACAUGACACUGGAGGCUGCACAGGAGCUGCUGGUAGGAGCCAUCACCGCAGGGAUCCUGGGUGACCUGGGCUCUGGGGGCAGCGUGGAUGCAUGUGUGAUCACCGCUGCGGGUGCCAAGAUGCUGAGGACUCUGAGUUCACCCACAGAACCCGGGCAGAGAACUGGCCACUACCGCUUUGUGCCUGGAACGACAGCUGUCCUGACCCAGGAAGUGAGACUCCUGAACCUGGAGCUCCUGGAGGAAAUUGUGCAGGACAUGGAGGUGGAGUAGUAGACCAAGACUUAGAGCUUGGAACACGGGGAAAUAAAUC